GAGAUGCCGUGGCUGAUUAUUGAGACUAGCUGCAGCCUGAUUGGCUGGUUCUUUCUGUACGUGUUGCUGUGUCACUUGAACAGUGAUGGAGAUUACGAGUGGAACUGCAGGCUGGUGACUUUGCUCCAUGGCAUCCUGAGCGUCUGUGUGACUGCCUACAUUGGGUUCAUUGCUGGGCCAUGGCCUUUCACGCACCCAGGCACUGAAAACACAUCUCUCCAGAUCCUGGCUCUUGUUCUCAGCUUGGGAUACUUCUUCUUCGACAUGGCUUGGUGUGUGCAUUUCCGCACCGAGGGUCUGGUGAUGUUGGCCCACCACACCAUGAGCAUCUUCGGGAUCCUGCUGGCGCUGGGACUCGGCGAGUCGGGCAUCGAGACCUGCGCUGUGCUCUUCGGCAGUGAGAUCACCAACCCGCUCCUGCAGGCCCGCUGGUUCCUCAAGCGCAUGGGCCGCUACGACAGUUUAGCUGGAGAUGUGGUGGACCUGCUCUUCAUUCUUCUGUUUGCCUCUGUGAGGAUCGGGGUCGGGAGCAGAAUGCUGUACUGUGAAUUAACCUCUCCAAAGCCAUUGUUUAUAGUGAAGGUUUGCGGGGUGGCUAUUUACACUCUCUCCUGGGUCUUCAUGGUGGACAUUGCACGUUUCGCCUGCAGGAAAACUCGCACCAAAUACAGGCGAUGGAAGGAACGGUACAAGCUGGAGGAUUGUAAUGGACAUGCUGUUAAAGUGAAAUAGACCAUUCUGUGAACAAAUGGCAUAUCUGUUGAUAUAUGUAGCUAGAAGGAUCGUGUUAAAGGGAUAGUUCAGCCCAAAAUGAAAAUUCUGUCAUUAUUUAC
Messenger RNA from Rhinichthys klamathensis goyatoka, 833 nucleotides. It is a transcript of the gene tlcd5b, whose product is annotated as TLC domain containing 5b. The transcript has 2 exons. The record is from RefSeq and is a predicted model, not a curated record. Gene Ontology annotation, cellular component: membrane. Bases 4 to 732 code for a protein of 242 amino acids. NCBI's taxonomy places the organism in Eukaryota, Metazoa, Chordata, Actinopteri, Cypriniformes, Leuciscidae.